AGUGGAACGUGUUCCGCUUUGAAUCUACUUAUUGACGCAGCAAAUAGAUCACCUCGACACACCCUCAACUUCUAACACCUUGCUGCCAUGAGUUCUUGCUUUUAGAUCGCACCAGAAAUUCGACGACAAGUCUCGCACCCAAUCCAAGUGUUAAUCGUAGACUCAUCUUUGUAACGAGGAGGGUAGAAUGUAAAAUAGAGCGUGCGCGAGUGGUUUGGAAAAAUAAACAGCAUCACGUGCAGACGUGCCUCACCUUCCUUGUGAGUCCGUUUUAGAUCGCUGCCUUGGUGUCGCGUCUUCAAACAACGCGUACGGCGGAAACGUUAUCGACCAUUCUCAACCUUUCAAAGAAUGCCAAAUGCCUACACGCGGCGAUCUCCAUCGGCAAGCGCACUACAUAGCGAACCCGUUUGACGAGGAGCCCCCACGCAUACAAGAGUACACGGCGAAGGAGAUUGCUAUUCUCCAAAGUCGCUUGGACAAGCAAUUAGGACCGGAAUACAUAUCCACGCGAAAAGGUCCCGGCGGGCAGAAUGUACAUUAUUUGGGAGCCGAGAAGAUCAUCAAUCUAGCCAACGAGGUCUUUGGGUUUAACGGCUGGUCGACGAGUAUCCGUGACACCACGAUCGACUAUGUCGAUAUCGAAAAAGAUGGCAGAGUCUCUAUGGGUCUCAGUAUAAUUAUGCGCGUCACCCUCAGAGAUGGCACCUAUCAUGAAGAUAUUGGAUACGGUACAAUAUCAAAUUGCUCCGGCAAGGGCGCUGCGUUUGAGAAGACAAAGAAAGAGGCUGCAACUGAUGCAAUGAAGAGAGCGCUAAGAAACUUUGGAAACGUACUGGGUAAUUGCCUCUACGAUAAAGAGUAUCUGAAAAAGGUUGUCAAGAUCAAGCCUCCACCGUCAAGAUGGACAGAAGAGAAAUUGCACCGACAUCCAGAUGUUGUUGGCCAGAAAGCUCCAAACGAGGAGUCACCUGUUGAGAAGGAAGUUUCAAUUCCGCCAACCAGGACUUUGAGCGAGCUCUCAAAGGCUUCGACAGCAACGGAUUAUGACGACGAGUUUGGUGGAAACGCGUUUGAUGAUGUUGAUUUCACGAGAUCCGAUGAGUUCAUUGUUCCGGACAACGAAAUGGUGGAAGACCAACACAACACUAUUAAGCAAGAAAUGAAUAGCACAACAACUCGCUUGCCCGUCCAGCAAGCUCAAUCAGUGCCACAACAACCGAAGCAGCAGCCGAACGUAACUACACGACCACAGCCAAAGCCACAGCAGCAACAUCAACCGACUGCACCAACCAUGACUGGUCAGUCCAACGUAGGGUCUAUCCGAGGAGGACAGACUGGACAGCAAAAUCGAAUAUCUGAGCCCAACCGACAACAGUCGACUUCAAUACAUCAUCGGGCUACAUCAUGCACACCAGAGAGUAUUCAGCAACGACCGCCGGCUCAGGGACCGCAAGGAGCUUCCUCCGGUGAACAGCAAAUGCCUGGACCGCCAGUCGGAUUCGUUAGAGGGAGAGUCGCAGAAAUGGUUCAGAACUCCAACGGCCAACUACCAGCAAAUUCUGCUUUCAAUCCUCAUGCUGAAAGUCCCUCGAUACGAAAGACCAAUGGUGUCAAUCACCGUACCAGCGCCCCCAUCAGAAAAGAUGAGGUUGGUGUGGCAUUGUCUUCCCCCGCACCUAUUAACGGGCCUGCCCAAGGCUUUGCGAGCUCUAACGUAAACAAUAACAUCAAUAACUCCGUUCAACAUCCGCCUCAAGGCAACAAUAUGUCCCCAUUACCCAGACCAAACUACGUGAAUCCACAACAUGAUCCGCAUAGGAAGAUAGGCGUGCCGCAACAACCUGGCUUACAAAGCCCCGGUGCGAGACCAGGGAGCUAUCGACCUCCUGGUCCAGCUGGCGUCAAGCGAGGGCCUCCGGAAACAAUCAGCAGGCCGCCGUUGGGUGACGUGAGCAACCUUAAGGUAGGAGUGCCUCCUGAUGGAGGAGGCACGGAUACAGACACAAAGAGAGUGAAAACUCAGGGUCAGGAGGACAGCGCAAGACCUGUUUCAACUUAAUUCGUCCUGUAUUUUGGCUACGAUUGCUUGCUAGCGUUCACGCGUUAUGUUUUCUUGGUGGAGUUGCAAAGUAGCUUCAGAACAUGAAGAAUUCCCAUAAGUUAUUCGAGCAUGUCUUUGUUCGUCGGUUCAGGGCAGCUAUAAGAAUGUUUCAUAGUCUACUCUGUUGUAUUCGAACAGCAAAACAUGAAUGCAGUUGAAUUCACCUGGGCUUGGGUUGCUGCCUGGUUGAACUCCUUCUAGAAUUUUUCAUCCUGAAAAUCUACCACUCCUCGCUUACAAAUUUUGAACCUAGCUUUUGAAGUCUGCAUGCCCUGCCGUUGAUUCAAGCGUGCACUCGUCACCAC
Molecule: messenger RNA, 2409 nt
Organism: Verruconis gallopava
Lineage: Eukaryota; Fungi; Ascomycota; Dothideomycetes; Venturiales; Sympoventuriaceae
Exons: 2
Coding region: 359-2062 (567 amino acids)
Biological process (GO): DNA recombinase assembly; double-strand break repair via homologous recombination; double-strand break repair via single-strand annealing
Cellular component (GO): nucleus
Source: RefSeq, a predicted model, not a curated record